Molecule: messenger RNA, 1089 nt
Organism: Acanthosepion pharaonis
Lineage: Eukaryota; Metazoa; Mollusca; Cephalopoda; Sepiida; Sepiidae
Source: the annotation of a GenBank genome assembly
AUGCGUCGCUUUGAUGACCUUUUCGAUAAUCAGAGGAACAUCAACAACUUACACAGCUCAUUUCUUUCUUUCUUUCUUUCUUUCUUUCUUUUUUCUUUAUUUAUUUACUUCAUUCUUUCUUUUUUCUUCACUUCUUUAUUUACUUCUUGUUUUUCUUUCUUUCUUUCUUUCUGCUUUUCAUUCUUUCUUUUAUUUUCCUUUCUUUCUGCUUUUCUUUCUUUUAUUUUUCUUUCUUUCUUUCUUUCUUUAUUUAUUUCUGCUUUUCUUUCGUUUUUCUUUUAUUUUUCUUUCUUUCUUUCUUUCUUUCUUUCUUUUUUCUGCUUUUCUUUCUUUCCUUCUUUCUUUCUGCUUUUCUUUCUUUCUUUCUGCUUUUCUUUCUUUCUGCUUUUCUUUCUUUCUUUCUUUCUUUCUUUCUUUCUGCUUUUCUUUCUUUUUUCUUUUAUUUUUCUUUCUUUCUUUCUUUCUUUUCUUUUCUUUCUUUCUUUUCUUCUUUCUUCUUUGCUUUUCUUUCUUUCUUUCUGCUUUUCUUUCUUUUCUUUUCUUUUUUUUUUCUUUCUUUCUGCUUUUCUUUCUUUCUUUUAUUUUUCUUUCUUUCUGCUUUUCUUUCUUUUAUUUUCCUUUCUUUCUUUCUUACUUUAUUUAUUUCUGCUUUUCUUUCUUUCUUUUAUUUUUCUUUAUUUCUGUUUUUCUUUCUUUUAUUUUUUUUUUUUUCUUUCUUUCUUUCUUUCUUUCUUUUUUCUUUCUUUAUUUCUUUGUCAUUCUUUCUUUCUUGGGCUGAGGACCACGCUACUUUUUUCUUUCUUUCUUUCUUUCUUUCUUUCUUUCUUUCUUUCUUUGUCAUUCAAAUCCUUUCUACGUUGUUUGUUUGUUUCCUUUUUAUUAUGUCGUUUUCUUUUUCUUCUAUUUAUAGUGCCCUUCCUACCUUUCUUCCCUUCUUUCAUUCUUUCUUCUUUUAUUUUAAUUUUCUCUCUUUCAUUUGUUUUCUUUCUUUCAUUCAUUUAUUCUUCUUUCUUUAACUCUCCUUUAUCCUUCUUCUUCUUCUUCUUCUUCUUCUUCUUCUUCUUCUUCUUCUUACCUGACUUCUUUUAA